Humulus lupulus (European hop) is the source of this 1478-nucleotide messenger RNA. Its product is annotated as NAC domain-containing protein 54. NCBI's taxonomy places the organism in Eukaryota, Viridiplantae, Streptophyta, Magnoliopsida, Rosales, Cannabaceae. The coding region runs from base 222 to 1034 and encodes 270 amino acids. Gene Ontology annotation, biological process: regulation of DNA-templated transcription. The transcript has 3 exons. The record is from RefSeq and is a predicted model, not a curated record. Gene Ontology annotation, molecular function: DNA binding.
UACUAUAUCAUCAUACUCCCCAUAACAUCACACACCUUAAUUAUUAAUAUUUGGUCACAAAAACCUUCCAUUUUCGUUACUAUAUAGCUCUAGCUAGUUCGUAGUAGUAGUAUAUUUACUACAACUCCUACGUACAUAUAUAUAUAUAUACAUCUAGAGCUGUAGCUAUAUAAAAAUCAUCAUCAUCAUCAGAGUAGUCUUGCAAUAAUUCAUCACAAUAAAUGUCUCCGGUAGGAUUACCACCCGGUUUCCGGUUCCAUCCAACGGACGAGGAGCUCGUCAACUACUACCUCAAGAGGAAAAUCAACGGCCAAGAAAUCGAGCUGGAUAUCAUUCCUGAAGUUGAUCUCUACAAAUGCGAGCCAUGGGAGUUAGCAGAAAAAUCGUUUUUGCCGAGUAGAGAUCCGGAGUGGUACUUCUUCGGACCACGGGACAGGAAAUACCCUAAUGGGUUCAGAACGAAUAGAGCGACGAGAGCUGGGUACUGGAAGUCCACGGGGAAAGACCGGAGAGUGACGAGUCAGAAUCGGGCUAUAGGGAUGAAGAAGACGUUGGUUUACUACCGUGGGCGUGCGCCGCAGGGGAUUAGGACCGAUUGGGUCAUGCAUGAGUAUCGACUUGAUGACAAAGACUCUGAAGAUAGCUCUGGAAUUCAGGCAUAUAAAAUGCAGGAUUCGUACGCAUUGUGCCGGGUGUUCAAGAAGAACGGGAUAUGCUCGGAAGUAGAAGAACAACAACUAGCACAAUGCAAUAACAACAGUACUAAUACUAAUAAUAAUAUCUCACUAAUGGAGAGCUCAACAUCACAUAAUUCACACUCACAUGGCGCCUUAAUCAACGAAUCGGACACCAUGUCGCCCGACAUUCCCAUGGCGUCGUCCUCGUGCGUCGACCAGGACGACGAUAAAGACGAUUCGUGGAUGCAGUUCAUCACCGACGACGAUUCUUGGUGUCAGUCUAACACAACCACUACUACUUCUACUGCUUUUAUGGGAGCUGACGAUGUCUCUCGUCAUCUCACUUUCACACACUAGCUAAUUAUUACUAUUACUAUUACUAUUACUAUUACUAUUAAUUAUUAUUAAUAUUAUUGGACGUAAAUAAUACAAUUCUGGGGUGGAUUUUUGCUAUUUUUCUUGAAUAAUAAGAUACACUGUACGUAUGUUUCUGAUCAGUACACGUGGAAGAGAAAAGGGAAGAAGGAAGAAAUGUAUAAGAUCUCUUGAUAAAUUAUAUAUAUGUUUUGUUAAUUUGUAAUUUGUAGAUUAAAUAUGAUCUCUCUCUCUAAUUUGAUCUCAUGUGGGGUUUGUAGUUAAUUCUCUUGGUUUGGUUUGGUUUGGUUUGAUGAUUAUGGCUUCUAUAGAUUCAAAUUUACUGAAUUAUGUAUAUGGCUCUAUAGGUUUUGAUAUCGGUUUCCUUGAUUAUUGGUUUGGAGGUGAUUUGGGUGUUAUUAUUAUUUUCAAUUGUCGAACAUAUGA